AUGAUUGGCACUGCUGCGAGCUACAACAACUUCCAUGAACCAUGUCUCCGAGAUAGUAUCAUACUGACGAUUGUCUCAGAAGGAACCAGUAUCUUCUGUGGCCUGGUGACCUUCGCUGCUCUCGGAGUCAUGUCACAGAAAACGGGAGUUCCCAUUGAAACUGUUGUCUCAGGGGAUCCAGAUUUGGGAUUUGUGACCUAUCCAGACGCUCUUGCACAACUUCCGGUCCCUCAGCUGUGGUCAUUCAUGUUCUUUCUGAUGUUGUUCAUGGUUGGUUUGGAUUCACAGUUCCUGAGUACUGAAGUCGUUAUUACUGCCCUGAUUGACCAGUAUCCGCAGCAGCUGAGCAAGAAGAGGAUGUUUCUAACAGGAGGAUGCUGCCUGACAGUAUUUCUGAUUGGACUCAUCUUCUGUACCCAGGUCACUAUGCUUACCUGUUGA
Molecule: messenger RNA, 441 nt
Organism: Haliotis rubra (blacklip abalone)
Lineage: Eukaryota; Metazoa; Mollusca; Gastropoda; Lepetellida; Haliotidae
Product: sodium-dependent proline transporter-like
Exons: 4
Coding region: 1-441 (146 amino acids)
Biological process (GO): sodium ion transmembrane transport
Cellular component (GO): membrane
Source: RefSeq, a predicted model, not a curated record